This is a messenger RNA of [Torrubiella] hemipterigena, 2572 nucleotides long. The record is from the annotation of a GenBank genome assembly. NCBI's taxonomy places the organism in Eukaryota, Fungi, Ascomycota, Sordariomycetes, Hypocreales, Clavicipitaceae.
UGCAGGCGCGCGCAAACGUAGCCAAAGAGAGACGCGGGCGGAGUGAGCGGGCCAAUUUAGCAUCCGCUGCCGAGGCGUCAGAAGCUAAUCGACUUACGUAGCACGGCGGGCUGCAACUCUCCAGGCCACCAAAGAGCUACGAAAUCCUUUACGCGGCAGGCCGAAAGCGCCAGAAUUGAAAUCCUCAUAACACCGCUGUUGGUAUUCAUAGAGCCAGUGUCCAAGUCACGGCCUGCUCACUUCUGCUUUUCUUUAGCGCCCCUCCAGCCUGACGCGGGCCCCCGGAUUAGAUCCCGUCGGACCUCAUCUCAUCAACUAACUCACCUAUUGGCACCCUACUCAAGGAUCGGAUCGGGCCGGAGCAAAAGCUCGCCCAUACUGCCAGAUCUCGCUGCGAGCAAACGUCCGUCCGCCGCCCCAGCCCAGCAGACGCAUCAAAUCGGCCUACUGUGCAGCGUCUGUCCCUGGAGGCUGCUGUCGUUGCAGCUUGCGUCCGUCUAUCUCCGUUCGGAUCUCCCUCGGUGCAGCGCCUCUUAUCUCUCCUCCUGCCGCUGCCGCCGCUACUGGUACUAUUGUUCUUGUUUAGCCCCCAGUAGAGCAUGAGCUCUUGGCUUUAACCGUGCUACACCCACGCCAUCCAUCUUCCCCCCCUCUUGAUGGAUAUUUCCCAAAAAGGCCCCAAGGCCUGCACCACUUGUGCAAAGGCAAAGGCCCGUUGUAUUCCUGGCGCAGAUGGCGACAAGUGUGAAAGAUGUCAAAGGCUAAACAAGGAGUGUUUCUCACGUCCGCCUGCUCCUCCUCGCAUAAAGAAGCGUCCUAAGCGGUCUCGUGUGGCUGAGCUUGAGAAGAGGCUCAAUGAGCUCUCAUCCCAAGUUGAGAAUGCGCAGCCGCGAGGCGACCAAAGCCCUGAAGCAGGUGUUUCCGAUGCGCCAGCUGCUCCUGCAAAUGCGGCCGCAGCCAAGGAUGUCCUCAGCUUUGGUCAUCUUUUCCCCAGCCCUGAAGCUACGCUUGAUAGCAGAGACGAGCCUCCCAAGCCGUCAAUGUGGGGGACAUCGGCAUUCGACCAGCUCGACUCCCUCUGGCCAAUGCCUGAGGAGGCCGAGGUCCUCUUCCAGGAAUUCCGUGAUAUCUACGAGGAAGUCUUCCCUUUUGUCCUACUCAACAGAUCGCUCACAUCAGAAACUCUGCGUGAUCGUCGUCCAUACGUCUGGAAAGCCAUCAUGAUGGUGAGCUGUCUCUUUGACGCAACACGACAGGUUCGUCUGGCAGAGAAGCUCUUGGCAGAAAUUACCAUUGCCACGAUGGUGGAUGGAACUUGCAAGACACUUGACGUAUUACAAGCGCUCCAUCUACUCAUUGGUUGGUAUCACUACGGCCUCAAAGGGCCUCAACUGACAAACUUGCUCUUCCUUUCGCGCUCCAUGUGCGUUGGCUUGGGUAACAAUGAACACCAUCAUCCUGCCUGCAAAUAUUCCGACCUUGACUAUGCUCGCGCGAUAGCGGCGACGUAUUAUCUCAACACAACUGUCUUCACAACGAACAAGAAGACGGAAAUUUUCAUGGACACCGCCCAAUUGGAGGUCUGCUGCAAGCAGAUUGACGCCAAAAAGGAGUUUCCUUCCGACGUCUUCUUGCUCAGCCUUGUCAGAAUCCAGCUAAUCGCCCACAAUAUCACACUCGCCACAUCUUUUGAUUCCAACCGACGAAAUCCAGCCAUCCCCCUGCUCCAAGUCGUGGAAACCUUCCAGCAGCAAAUAGACACUUACUUGACGUCGCUGCCGGAAAACUUGAAGAACAACACACCUAUCCUGGCACAUGUCUAUAUUGCUGAGAUUCUCCUCAAAGACGUUGCCAUCUCUGAGCAGAGCUGUACUACUGCCAACAUAGAUAUUACCGACCGUCUCCAGUUGCUCUGGUCCUGCGUACGCUCGCUCCGCAUGUUUUACCAAAUACGCUACGCCGGCCGUGAUCUCGAAAAGCCACGCUUUCUCAACCUCACAGCAUCCGACGUUGCCUUCACUCUCAUUACAAGCAUCAAGUUACUCUCAGUCCGUUUACCAGGAUGGGAACUUCCGCAGGUUAAGAAGGAGCUAAAUUUGGAGGAAAUCCUAAGUUGGCUCAUUGAAGAUCUCGGCCUAGUCGUCCAAAAACGCCAAGGUGGAAGGAGGAUGUCAUCUGCCCCAGCGCCGAUAGCAGAAGACCCUCUGGUCCGCCUCUGGCGACUCCUGCACAACGCCAAAGAAUUGGUACAAAUCCAGCUUCGACGUGCGGUACAAAAUUACGGAACAGAAGGCGAAAUCUCGCCGUACAUGUUUGGUGAUCUGGACGAAUCGAUGUGGUUUGAUCUCAUGAAUGAAGCGGCCUGGGGGAUGGGCGACGAAUCUAUGCCUAUCAAUGUCAUGUAAGGCCGCGUUUCCCUCAUCGACCCUACGAUCCCCCGGCUGACGAAUAUCUAGGAUGGACAACUCAAAACCUUAUAUCUAGCGGGAUGUACUACCAGUCGUCUCCCAUGUAUUAUAACGAAGCAUAUGGCACAUAUUUACUAUAGUAUAGCGAACUCUCUUUUCAUUUA